AUGACAACUUCAUCAAGAGAUCAGUCUCCAUAUCAGCGAUCAGCGAUUAAACUCACCUCUUUCAACACCUCAGACAAGGGAGGAGUGUACGGCUCUGUGCCUUCGCAAUGGGCCACUCAACGUUCUUCACCGGGACAACCGAGCCAACUGUUAUACAACUCCAAUAAGCCUACUAUGUCGGCCUCGUCAUCGCAGCAAGAACAGUGUUUCACACCGACGUCGACCCUCACCAGCCAGGGAUCGACGAGUAACUAUGAUGGUCAAACUCCGACGCCUGGAUCACCACAGAAAAACGCUCCACUUUAUGGUAGAACCACAUCGAACGGCGGUGGUGAUGGAGUCUACGGUACACUCGGUAAUGACGCCACAUACGCUAACCGUACCCUUCAAAAGCCAUUACGGUCUGUCUCAGCCGGCUCCACUAUUGUACGCCAUACAGUGAAAACUGUUGGUCAAAGAAACGACGAUUCUGCUAACUUCAGCCUUACAUCGUCGAACGGUAGCUCCGACGUCAACAAAACUAGUAAUGAUUUUGCCACCAGCAUUGUAUGA
Molecule: messenger RNA, 552 nt
Organism: Ostertagia ostertagi
Lineage: Eukaryota; Metazoa; Nematoda; Chromadorea; Rhabditida; Trichostrongylidae
Source: the annotation of a GenBank genome assembly